AUGGGGCUCUCUCUCAGCCGGCUCUUCAGCCGCCUCUUUGGGAAACGCGAGAUGCGUAUUUUGAUGGUUGGCCUCGACGCAGCCGGAAAAACUACGAUUUUAUACAAACUGAAGCUAGGAGAGGUUGUCACCACCAUUCCUACAAUCGGCUUCAAUGUGGAGACAGUGGAAUUUAAGAACAUUUCCUUCACUGUGUGGGACGUGGGAGGCCAGGACAAAAUCCGACCUCUUUGGCGCCAUUACUUUUCAAAUACCCAUGGCAUCAUUUUCGUCGUGGACUCCAACGACAGAGAACGCAUUGUUGAUGCGAAGGAAGAGCUGCACCGGAUGCUGGGGGAGGACGAGCUGCGGGACGCCGUGCUGCUGGUGUUUGCCAACAAACAAGACUUGCCCAACGCAAUGAGUGUUCCGGAAAUAACUGACAAACUAAUGCUUUAUUCCAUUCGACACAGACACUGGUACAUCCAGUCUGCAUGCGCGACAGCUGGCGACGGACUCUUCGAGGGCCUCGACUGGCUUUCCACCACGCUGGCCAACAAGUCGUGA
Molecule: messenger RNA, 546 nt
Organism: Eimeria necatrix
Lineage: Eukaryota; Apicomplexa; Conoidasida; Eucoccidiorida; Eimeriidae
Product: ADP ribosylation factor 1, putative
Exons: 3
Coding region: 1-546 (181 amino acids)
Biological process (GO): vesicle-mediated transport; intracellular protein transport
Cellular component (GO): cytoplasm
Molecular function (GO): GTP binding; GTPase activity
Source: RefSeq, a predicted model, not a curated record